This is a messenger RNA of Pseudomyrmex gracilis, 3602 nucleotides long. RefSeq names its product prostatic acid phosphatase-like. The transcript has 10 exons. Gene Ontology annotation, molecular function: phosphatase activity. The record is from RefSeq and is a predicted model, not a curated record. Gene Ontology annotation, biological process: dephosphorylation. Lineage: Eukaryota; Metazoa; Arthropoda; Insecta; Hymenoptera; Formicidae. Bases 533 to 1720 code for a protein of 395 amino acids.
AUACAAUUUUAGCACUAGCAUCGUGCUGGCAGCAAUUCUGAAACACAGCUUAAACCAAAUAUUAAAUCCCAAUAUCAUGUUCAAAUAUUAAUCUCUUAAGAAUAUAUUCCACUUUUUUGCGAUAUAGAAAAGUGAUUGGAUUCCAGUUGGGAAGGAGUAGAGUUAAAGGUGUCAAAUAGCCAGAUUGAGACAGAGAGAGCUGACGGCACAAAAACCAAAAAGAAAAAAAUGUUGCAGUUCAUCAGUGUCGUAACAUAUUGGAUCUGCGAUUUUGGAUUUUGAAGUUCUUUGUUCAGAGUCAUAAUCAGCGACCUCAAAAACGUGUAAAUAAUUAUUCUUGUUUCUACAAGUAUGCAAAGUCCCGUCAAAAUCGGUGAGUUCUAAUAGAUAGUUCCAUGUGAGAUAUGUCACGAUGUCGGUAUUUUUUCCGCACCCAACUUAAGAACUUUGACUCCGCCUAUCUCCGAAACAAAAAGACUGCAAAACAGGUGAUUUUUGGAGUCAUUCUUUAGAACAAUUCUAAACGUAAACGAUGAACAUCCGUGUACUUGUGCUUACUAGUAUUUUCGCAACCAGCUGCUUUAGCACUGAUGAUCUCGAUUUAAGCACAAUUAUUUUUGCGAAUCUCUUGUUCAGACAUGGAGAUAGAACUCCUGUCCACAAUUAUCCAAAUGAUCCUUAUAAUGAAACAUGUUGGCCAGUUCCAUUUGGUCAAUUAACAAAUCUUGGGAAACAUCAACAUUUACUUCUUGGACGAUGGUUGAGGAAACGAUAUUCUCAUCUCCUGAGUGAUAUUUAUACACCAUAUGACAUCUUUGUCCAAAGUACAGACGUAGACCGUACUUUGAUGUCAGCUGAAGCAAAUUUAGCAGGACUUUAUCCACCUGUAAAAAAUCAAGUCUGGGACACCAUUAAAUGGAUGCCUAUUCCUGUACACACUGUCCCAAUAGAGCUGGACUAUAUAUUGCGAGCAAGUAAACGCUGUCCGCGAUAUGACUACGAAUUGGAGAAAGUCUUAACGUCGCCAGAAAUGAAACGUAUAAAUAAAAAAAAUGCAAAACUGUAUGCUUAUUUGACUGAACAUUCAGGAGAAGAAAUUUCUUCAUUGCAAAAAGUGGAAUAUUUGUACAAUAUUUUGUACAUUGAAAAUUUAUAUAAUAAAACUUUACCAGAAUGGACAAAGUCAGUAUUUCCAGAAAAGAUGAAACCUUUGGCUGCCCUAAGUUUUACAACAGAAGCAUAUAAUAAAGUACUACAGAGAUUUAAGUCAGGUCCAUUACUCGGACAGAUGAUAGAUCAUAUGGUCAAAAAACUGCAAAACACUCUAAAGUCUAAUAGAAAAAUAUGGAUGUAUAGUGCUCAUGAUGAGACUGUGGCAAAUAUGUUGAUGACUUUAAACUUAUUCGAGCCUCACUGUCCACCUUAUGCAGCUAUAAUUCUCAUUGAGUUAAGGACAAAUUCCAACAAUCAGUAUUUUGUAACGAUAUCUUACAAAAAUAGCACUGAAGAGCCAAUACUUAUGACAUUACCAGGCUGUACUGCCUUAUGUCCUUUAAAUAAGUUUAUUAACUUAACAAAAGACGUCAUACCCGAGGAUUGGAAUAGAGAAUGCUUAGUAAGUUGGAAUGAUAUAAGUUCCAGGGACAUCAUCGUUGGUUGGUUGAUUUGGUGCAAAAAUGGAUCAGUGGACCGAAUUGAAUUAGUCCAUACGCCAUUCUAGGAACUUAUAAGUAACAUUAGACUUGGAGCACUGUUGCAGGGAAAUCUUUCCCGUAUAGGGAAAAAGUACAUUAUGAAGGCGAGUAGUCGUAACUAGUGUAGGAAUGUUUUGUUGUGUGUAUAGUAAGAGGAAGGAAGGAGAAAUAUGGCGAACAAAAAAUAAGAGCGGUAAGGAUGAAAGGUUGGUAAAGUUUAGAGGGAUAUUUGCGCGCGUGUUACAAAAAUCAGCAUAGCGUGCAUAUUGUCUGAGAAGGCUAUAUCAGCCACCUUAUAAGGCGGGCUGAAGCCACUAUGAAAAAGAUCAAUUAAAAGUUGAUCGGAUGAAUCCUUGUAUAUCGGACAGUUAAAAAAGAUAUGAUCGAGGUCCUGGUUUGCGGUGACCGCAUGGGAACGCAGCCGAGUCAACAAUGUUUUUACUAGCGAGAUGCAAACAAACGCAAGUAUGAAAUGACCGGAUGCGGGAUAUUAGGGAGAUCAAAGAUCGAGAGAGGGGUGUUUUGGUACCCUCAUACCACGGUCUUCCCAAUACUUCUUUUUUAUACUGAAAGUACUGGACAUCCUUAAACCGAGCUUUGUUUGUUAAAAGUGCGGUGGAUUCCUUUACUGCCAUAGCUCGAAGGCUAGGAAAAAGAGAUCUAGCGGGGCACGUCUCAGAAAAGUCUGGCUCCGGUAUUUCCAGAGCCCUUUUAGCGUACUAAUCCGCCAUCUCGUUCCCCCAGAUGUCCCUGUGAGCAGGGAUCCAAAGGAGUCGAGACACCUGAGGACACUUAACGAAUCUGUAGCUAUAUACGACUGACAGAAUUCGAAGUCAUUGAGAUACUCCAACGUACCGAGUAUGCCUCUGGCCUUGGCAUCAAUUUGGCGCUGAGCAGCGUUCCGGAGAUUAGUUUGCAAAUUUAUGUUGACAUAGUAAUCGUUUUAGUUAAGUAUUGGUCGGUAAAGUAAAGUUCAUUUUUUAAGUGGAACCCCGGAUCCGCUUGAGAUCGCAAAACGCGAUCAUAACCAGGCGCAAUCGCCGCAAUCGGGCCCUUCGGCGGAAGGAACUCGCCAGUCGACUCGAUGAGAUCACCCAAGUUGACAAUAUCCUAAGGGAAACGCCUAAUACCGUAGAACAUUCGCCGACUCACUCACUGCCACCGGAGACUCAGUCGUCCCCUCCGACAUCCCCUUCUACGCCCACUCUACCUUCUCCACAGCCGUCGAUCCUAGAUUCGCCCUCUUACUUUUCCGUACUUUCUGAAGAAAUUCCAGAUUUUCAUCCUCCUUCCCCCCUUUGUCACCCACCUCGCCCCCUUCUCCAGAAUCACCACGAGACCAACCAGUGGACGACGAACAACCCGAAACAACUAGCGAUGAAGAAGAUUCACUUCCUCACCAAUUAGGUCAUUUUAUUCUUUUGGCCAACACCUUCCACGUCGCCGAUCCUCCUCCUUCUAAAGAUGAAUUAAUCCUCGACCUCAGAAAAAGAUUUCCAAACUCCCUUCGCCGCGCCGUCUCUACUCUUCCUCCCGACCAUACUAUCCUCGUAAAAUUUCCCGGUUUCCCUGAAGUCCGCGAAGUUUCAAUCAGUUAUUUCUAUCGUUUUUAUCCUCCCCCAUCAGCAGUAAUAAAGGAAGUAAUUGAGGUACCCCUGGACGACUGAGACACACAAACACACAUGUAUACAUAGAUACACACAAUCACACACUCACUCAUGCGUACACAGACAUUUGACACCCAUAGAAACUACAGAUUGUGACCACAUCUAACUUGUAAUACUCGAAAUAAAUGAAGAAAUGUUAAUAGAAUGGUGCCUAAAUAAAAUUGACUAAAAUUACGUCACUCCUUAAUCUCCGGCUUUNCGGGCCGUCGCCUUCCCUGUUAGGCUACCGAGGCACUUGGAG